AGCAGGUCUUGUCCUAACAGGUCCCCUGGCAGCCAGCACAGGCUCCUGCAGCUCCCUGGGUUGGGAUGGCAAUGCGGGGCACAGGGGCCCCCGCUGCCCCUCCACUGCCUGCACUGGGCUGUGCCCACAUUGGGCAGCAUCACCCUGAAGCUGGGACACAGGACCCCUCGUGGGAUGGUGCCCUGGGGAGUCAGCAUCAUUCUGUGCUGCUGCAGGAGAGCUUGGGCUGGUGCCAGGGCCCUAAGGAUGGGGGAGAUGCUGCCCCAUGCAGCGGUAACUGGGACUUGGGGGGUGACUGGGAGUGGAGAAAGGAGCAGGGUCCUGCCCCGCAGCACUGCUGGCACCGCAGCACCUCACGCCCUCACGCUGGCUUGCACAGAGGAAGGGCUCAUGGGAGCCCUGGGGCUGAGCUGGGAGUGGGAAGGGGGUCGGGAAAGGUCGGGGUGUCCCUAGGGCACAGGGGUGUCAGGAGCAAGGGUGUUGGCAGCAUGACUCAGGCUGACAUGUCCCACUGACACAGCUGUGCCCGUGUGAUUCAGAGUGGCUGCGGGAAAGCAGAGGAGAGGAAAGGAGGAGACCGGAGCAGAGCAGAGGAGCGGAGCAGAGGAAGGGCUUCCGGGGCCAGGCCACCCACGCGGGACGGGCACUCUGUGACUCAGCCACGGGAGCCACCCGUUUACCGGUGCAAGCAGCCGGUGCCAGUGCCUGUCCCUCCCUGCCACAAGCUCAGACUCGGAGGAGCGCGUUGUGCAGCGGUUCGAGGUGCCUGGUGUGACCAACUACACGGCCCUGCUGCUCAGCCCCGAUGGCGGCACCCUCUACGUGGGGGCUCGUGAGCUGCUUGUCGCCAUCAACACCAGCCGCUUCCAGCCUGGGGCACCGGCACGCAGGCUGCCGUGGAGCGCGGAUGGGGAGAAGAAGAGGCAGUGUGUGUUCAAAGGCAAGGACCCACAGAGAGACUGUCACAACUACAUCAAGAUGCUGCUGCAGCUGAACAGCACCCACCUCUACACAUGCGGGACCUGCGCUUUCAGCCCAGCCUGCGCCUACAUCAACGUGCAGCACUUCAGCCUGGAGCGGGAUGCAUCAGGGAAGGUGCUGCUGGAGGAUGGGAAGGGACGCUGCCCCUUCGACCCUGAGUACCGCUCCACGGCCGUCAUGGUCGACGGCGAGCUCUACGCCGGGACUGUCAGCAACUUCCAGGGCAACGAGCCCACCAUCUACCGCAGCCAGGAGAGCCGCAUCACCCUCAAGACGGAGAACUCCCUCAACUGGCUGCAGGACCCAGUGUUCGUGGGCUCAGCCUACCUGCGGGAGAGCCUGCCUGCCGGCAACCCCGAGGGUGACGACGACAAGGUCUACUUCUUCUUCAGCGAGACCGGGAAGGAGUUUGACUACUUCGAGAACACCAUCGUGUCCCGCAUUGCGCGCGUGUGCAAGGGGGACCAGGGCGGGGAGCGUGUGCUGCAGCGGCGGUGGACGACCUUCCUGAAGGCGCAGCUGCUCUGCUCACACCCCGAGGACGGCUUCCCCUUCAACGUGCUGCAGGACAUCUUCGUGCUCACCCCAGCGGAGCUGCGCUGGAGGGAGACGCUCUUCUACGGGGUCUUCACCUCGCAGUGGAACAAGGGCGGGCUGGGCAGCUCGGCCGUGUGCGCCUUCCCCAUGCGCAGCGUGCAGCGAGCCUUCGCUGGGCUCUACAAGGAGGUGAACCGCGAGACGCAGCAGUGGUACACGGACACCGGCCCCGUGCCAGAACCCCGGCCGGGCACAUGCAUCACCAGCCACACGCGGCACCUGAAGAUCAACUCGUCCCUCCAAAUGCCGGACCGGGUGCUGAACUUCAUCAAGGACCACUUCCUGAUGGACAGCGCGGUGCGCAGCCAGCCGCUGCUGCUGCAGAGCCGCCUGCGCUACCAGCAGAUCGGCGUCCACCGCGCGCAGGGCCUGCAUGGCACCUAUGACGUCCUCUUCCUGGGCACGGACGACGGGCGCUUGCACAAGGCCGUGCGUGUGAACCAUGGGGUGCACAUCAUCGAGGAGAUCCGCCUCUUCCCUGCCAGACAGCCCAUUCUCCAGCUGCUGCUGGACCAGGACCAGGGCCUGGUGUAUGCAGCCACCUACACGGCAGUGGCUCAGGUGCCCUUUGCCAACUGCAGCCUGUACCGCAGCUGUGGGGAGUGCGUGCUAGCACGAGACCCCUUCUGUGCCUGGAGCCGGGGUGCCUGCCGCAGGGUCACCGUGCACCCCCCAGCACACCCCCAUCUCUGGGCACAGGACAUCGAGGAUGCUGACACGGAACGGCUCUGCCCGCUGCCCAACGCCUCACAGCCGCGUCCCCGCAUCCUCCUGCCCCCAGCCUCGGGCGCCCCGUGCCAGCGGGUGCUGCUGCCGCCCAACGCGGUGCGGCCGCUGCCGUGCCAGCUGCUCUCCAACCUGGCCUCGCGGCACUGGCUGCACCACGGGGAGCCCGUCAACGCCUCCUACCUGGUGCUGCCUGACGGGGCGCUCAUCCUGGUGGGCAGCCCCGAGCGCGCGGGCACCUACGAGUGCUGGUCACUGGAGGAGGGAUUCCGCAAGCUGAUGGCCAGCUAUUGCGUGAGCGUGCAGGAGCUGGCCCGCGCGCCGCCGGACCCCAGCAGGAAGGCGGCCACCGGCCGGGACGCCCUGGAGACCGUCAGCACGUCGCGCAGCACAUCGGCAGUGGGCAGCGCCGCGGCACGGCUGGACGGCAAGACCUACUGGACCGAGUUCUUGGUGAUGUGCGUGCUCUUCGCUGCCACCGUCCUCGUGCUGGCCCUCUUCCUCCUGCACCGGCACCGUGAUGGCAUGAAAGCCUUGCUGGAGCCCGGCGACCCCGGCCGGCACCAGAAGCCGCCCCGCAAGCCGGUCGAGAGCCUGCCCCUGAAUGGCAGCAGCCUGCCCAGCGCAGCGCCUGAGCACAAGGGCUACCAGGCCCUGCAGGACAACUAUAUUGUGAGCACCCCUGUGCAUGAGCCCCCCGGCCCCCAACGCGCCUUCUCUGAGUCGGAGAAGAGGCCCCUCCACGUCCGGGACAGCUUCGUGGAGGUGUCUCCCGCCUGCCAAAGACCCCGGGUGCGCCUGGGCUCCGAGAUCCAGGACUCAGUGGUGUGACGGGACAGGAGCCAAGCCCAAGCCCGACACCGCCUCUGCUCUGCUGAGCCGUUCGGACCACAGCCGGGUCCGUGUUGUCUGUGUGUGCAUGCCCAGACCCCGGCCCCGCUCCAACGCGGGGGCUCGGCUGCCCUGGAGCUCCCGGGCAUCACCUCGGCUGCUCUGGCUCUGGGAGUGAGGGGCGCCACGUGCCUUCCGGGGGCCUGCAGGACGUUCCCCCCAGGGGAGAUGGACACAGUGCCUCGCCCUGGCUCUGUGGAGCCCCUCUAUGCAGAGGGCAGGAGGGGUGGCCACGGCCCCUCGCGCCCCGACUCACUGUGAUGUGCCGGUGCAGGACCGGCGCCAGGCGCGUGGCCGGGCAUGUGCUGUGUGUCUGUGCUUGGUUCGUUUUUAAUACGUUGGAAAUGUGAAUCGUGUCCUGGGCCGGGGCUUGCCCCGCACCCACGUGCGUGUGCAGAAACGUCUGUGGUUUUUAUAUAAAGUUCAAGUGUCUCCUUUGGA
Strigops habroptila (Kakapo) is the source of this 3636-nucleotide messenger RNA. It is a transcript of the gene SEMA4B, whose product is annotated as semaphorin 4B. The record is from RefSeq and is a predicted model, not a curated record. Gene Ontology annotation, biological process: negative chemotaxis; axon guidance; negative regulation of axon extension involved in axon guidance. Bases 979 to 3135 code for a protein of 718 amino acids. The transcript is spliced from 14 exons. Gene Ontology annotation, molecular function: semaphorin receptor binding; chemorepellent activity. NCBI's taxonomy places the organism in Eukaryota, Metazoa, Chordata, Aves, Psittaciformes, Psittacidae.